CAUUAACCUUGAAGAGUAUACGGAUUAUUUAAUAAGCUACCCGACAGGCGUUUGCACGUAGAAUUCAUUCAGCUAUAUGAAAGCGUAAGAUACAAUCACAUAAAUAUACAAAUGUUUUGGUUACGAACGUAAAUAAUUAGUUUCAUUGUCACAGUGUCCAUGUACAGUUGGGUUUUAUUUUUAAGAAGGGUUGACAUAUUCCUACUGGUAGUUUUUGCCUUUGUUUUGUUAUUAUUGUUGUCAAGAAUAUAGUAGUUAUUUCACGGAUCAGUUACGUGUAACGUAUCAUCAUGAAUGUACGCCGUCGUAUGGUAACAGUUUUCAUUGUGUACGCUUCAUGACAGCCAUUUAACACAAGGCCAACCGGAGUCUAUAUCCGAACAAUCCAAGUAUUAUAUAUCCCUAUCUAUAGGAGUUUUAGCACUGAACAACAUUGGUCGGCAAACGUGUUCCAUACAAUGCAGUGCCCGUCCUGCCAGUGAGAUGUAUGCGAACGCAUGUAAAUGGAUGAAUUGACAAGGUGCAAACCACAAUGUGUCUUUAUUACCCUGGACUUUGAUGGCAUACACCUUUAAGUUAAUGCUCAGCCAGAGUGAUUGUGAGGACCCUUUGCCUUUGGUAAACACUCUCCGUUAAAGGAAACGCGCCCACCGCCCGAUAACUAAGGUUGCUUAUCUUCGACGUUGCGAGGGACGCGACAGUAUCCAAGGGCGCACCACGGGAAGAAUGUGAUCAUAUUGACCGAAUAGGAAUGAAUAAUGAAAAGUUUUAACUCAGUGAGCGUUCCGCUCUAUGAAAACAACUAUCGAGGCAGUUAGUGCACAGGAGUCCUUCCUACUGUUGUUUUUUUAGCUUGUGGAUAUUGCUCUUUUACAGUUUCCAACUGGAUUCAAUUUGUAUUUUGCAGGUAAGUAGUCCUUGUGAUUUAAUGCCUGCAUUCUAUCACGGUGGCAGGUAUAUUUUCUGGAUUGUAUUUCGCAGACGGUUUUCUGACCUCGGGCUGCACUGGCGUCCGUUCCCGGAACAGGAAGUUUGCUCUCAGUAACUUGACUUUACCUCCAUCUUUGAUGCCAGCCAUAAGCUGCCCCGGAUCGUCCACGGCCAAUGUAGUGAGUAGGUCCAGCUGCCAUCAUGGGUUGUGGAUCUUCUAAGGAUGGAACAGCUGACAGUCCAAAAAAGGCGGCUAGUACAAGGAAGAGUAACGCUAAAGCUGAACAGGUGGAGGUCGACGUUAGUAACAGCAACACAAACUCCCCACAACGGCAGAGAGCGACGCCGUCACCGACUAAUUCCUCUCCACGGAAGUCUCCCCACUAUGACGAUUCAUAUGCUGGUACACAGAGUCCUCAUCCCGAGUCUCCCAAACACGAGGAUGUGAAGGGCAAGGGUGGGAAGUCGAAGUACGAGGACAAAGAUGAAGGGUCUUUUCAGGAAGCCAAUGACAAGGGUUACAAGAGGAGAGUCCGUGAGAGACUGAAGACAUCGACAGGAGGUUCUGACAUGGAGGAUCUGGAGAAGAUGAUAGCUUUAUUUGAGAGAUCAAGGCUUGAGGACUGCGGGGAUCUGACUCGUGCCAAGGAGAGGCUCAGAUAUCUCAAACUGAAGAGAGAUUUACGCGACUCAAUGAGACGUCGUCACGUUGGCGUGUUGAACCGGACGAUAGCCGACGUACAGGCGUCUCCAUAUGCCUACCAGCUCCGGAAUCAGCUGGAGAAAGCUGAAAAACUUCGCGACCAUCUGAAGGAGCUGAACACCUACAACCAUGACAUCCUCCAGAUGGAACAGACAACCAUAUCAGAGUUACGCAGCUAUCAGCGACCUCCCACCUGUGUCCAUGACGUCAUGGCGGCUACAUACAUGCUGUUAGGCCACAAUGAGGAUCGACUGACGGAAUGGGCCGACAUACAGUGCCAAAUGGGCAAGCUGGGUAGAGACGGUCUGGUGAAACAGGUGGAGACAUUUGACACCAACGACGUCGACGACCAGACAGCCAGCAGAGUGCAGGAAAUCCUCGGAUACCAUGAUCUCGACCAAGUGCGGGCAGCAAGUAAUGGUGCGGCCAGUUUCCACGUCUGGUCAAGCCAAAUGGUGGAGAAGAUAGACAAGGACAAGCAGAGUGAGGAUGACACGAGGAGGCAGGAGGAAGAGAAACAGUCCGUAGCAAGCAGUAAAGGAAGAAAGAAGAAAGGAUAGUGAAUGAAGACAUGUUUAGUGCACAGCUUCCAUAUCCGCCAAAGAUUUUUCUUUCCAGUCAGGCCACCUGGGUCAGACUUAUACCUUCUACCUGUGUUCCUGAAUCAAAAUCCUAAAAACGGGGUCAUCAUUACUAUGGAUGGAAUAACGUCACAACACAAACAACACUGCAAUAACCAGUUGUUUGGCAAACGCAGGCAAUUGUGUGCUUCUGCAUCUUUUGAAGUAAGUAACCAAUGACGGACACGAUACAUAAUUAAGUUAUCCCCUGUUUCGAUAAAUGCAUGCAAACGUUCUAAGAAUGCGUUGUUGGACUAAUAUUAGUUAAAUAUAUGCAAAUACAUUAGGUUAACAUGGCAUUCCAGAUUUCUUUUACAAUAUUCGUCAAACUGGACCCCCAGAUCCAAUGUGGCUGGACGAGAUGCUUCGGAUGUAUUUCCAAGCUAAUUGGUUUUCUGAAAAGGAAAGGAUUUUAUAUUUUCAGUACCGCAAACAUAAAGUCAGUGCACAUGAUUCUAAUUGAUAACAUUGCACGAAGAUAAAUUUAAGUAGAUGUAAAGCAUUCUUAUGACAGUGCUACAUGAAUUAUCUCCCCUACUCUAAUAUGAACCAUAUUUGAAGCGUACACAUAAUAACUGUUAGAGUAUAAAUUGGGUGUACUGCCCUCAACAAACUGGCAUACGUGUACGCACGAUUAUAAGCCUAUCAUUCAGUUUAGGAACUGAAAUGUCAUAGUUUAGAAAUAUUUGGAUCGUCAUACCACUAUUCCCCCAACUUUGGAUGUCGAGGAAUUUCUAUAUUGUCUAUUUAUUGUACAGUGUGUGUUUUAUAUUUCAAUACAUCUGUGAUAUUGUAUACCACUCAAAAUAAGAUAGAACAGCCGAUUCUUUGACAUUACUAUAGUUCAACUGGCAUGGCAUAAUAUAUUACAGUUAGUAGUAUGAAAGAAUCGGGUGUUUCUUACCGUUCUUUGAGUUGUGUAUAUCGGUCUUUCCAUGUUAUAUGGCCAUGAAGCACAUGUACCACGUGGGUUGUAGACAUUCACAAUACACAGGGCUGGACCUGCGAUCCUGCUACACGGGUAUAACCUGCUGUCGUGUCUCUGUGUAUAAAGCAACAAGUGCUGAUAUUUAUUUUUCUGCUGUUGUAGAUAUCGUUGAAUAAAGGUUGUAUAUAUUUACGGC
Messenger RNA from Haliotis rubra (blacklip abalone), 3377 nucleotides. RefSeq lists its product as uncharacterized. Lineage: Eukaryota; Metazoa; Mollusca; Gastropoda; Lepetellida; Haliotidae. The record is from RefSeq and is a predicted model, not a curated record.